GGCGGCUAGCCUAUCGUUCGAUUAAGUAUCUCUCUUUCUCGUCGACCAGUGGUACAUAAAUAUACGCUACUUGCUCUCACUGGCGUCAGCAGUCACGUCAGAACCUGCUCAAAAUGGAUCUAAGUAUCGCUCAGGGUCAUGAUCAAGAUCGUAUUCGAAGUCGCCACCAGCCAGCAGAGCCCAGAUGGUACACGCCUCCGACCGGACGGUCAGUGGAUCUCUCGACGAAGAGGAUGUGGGGCCAUCGUUGGGCUGGUAGCCUCUCUGCUCAGCUGUAACGGCCCAAACCAACAGGUCGAUUGUUU
Molecule: messenger RNA, 305 nt
Organism: Microdochium trichocladiopsis
Lineage: Eukaryota; Fungi; Ascomycota; Sordariomycetes; Xylariales; Microdochiaceae
Exons: 1
Coding region: 114-278 (54 amino acids)
Source: RefSeq, a predicted model, not a curated record